CUUUGACGGAGGUUUUGUGAGUCAUUUGAGCUUAAAAUACGCCGAUUCCGACUAGAUCUUGUUUGAUAUGUUUGUCCAAAGUCAUCAUGAUAACUUCGGUCUCCCGAGACUCCCCAUUCAUUCAUCCCGAAUCUUACCUGUUAAAACACUACUCAAGGCCACCACCAGAGGUCAUCAGAGAACAGAUAUACAAGGAUCAGCAUGCAAAAGAGGCACAUGACGCUGGAAAAAAGUGGGCAACCUUUGCCCGAAAUACCCGCUCAGCAGGGAGUGUGCCGUCUUGGUUGAAGCAUCCACACAAAACUCACAAGCACGAACCUGACGAAGAAGAUGCAGGAACUCAUGUCACCAAACAGAAACGAUUACAAAGUUGGAGUGCACAUCCGGACGAUGACAGUGUUAUUGUGGAUGCAGCCAAACUCUUCCAUGUCACAUCUCGAUUUCUACAAAAGUAUGAACCGACUAAUGAAGAAACGAGGCCUGAUGACUUGGAUGAAUUUAGCCAGACAGAUGGGAUCAACCUGUAUGCCGGAUGGGAUAAAGACGAUCCGGAUGAGGUGGAGGAUAGCAAAGUUGGUGCGUCAAAGCCCACAUCAGCCCACUCUACAAAAGCAACGGGACAGCUGGUGAGAACCGAAAGUGGAAAGGAAGACCGAACAGACCAAGCUAUCAGAUUUGAGCCUCCACUCGCUGACCCUGACGCAGCACACGAAGCGUUCAUGCGCUGCGUGAAAUCAUGUAUCAUACGAGGAAAAGAUGCAGAAAGUGUGCGCAAGACACCAACCUCUUCUCGGCCGGUAUCCGGAACACACCUCUCACGGCGCUCAAGCGUGUCCGAAAAGCUGGUUCGGAGCCGCACUAUAUCUGCAUCAGCACCAUCGAUUUCAAGAACAGAUCGAAUCUCGGCGUUGGCGAGACCAAAAUCAAGACUUGGCACUGGGGACAUGUCAGUAGGUGCGAUUGAUUCCUCCGGUCGUGGGAGACAAGGACCAAAACCCACCAGCGCAUCAUCACCCUCACGUCCAUUGUCAACAGCCACAACCACCCGAUCGCCGUCCUCGCUUUCUGCAAGGAAACGAUCUCCUACAUUAACUCCCGAACAAGCAGAAAUGGUCCACCGGUACACGUUAGCUUCCAAAGAUAAAAUAAACCCUCGACCUGCUACCUUGGCGGAUUGGCACCGUGAGCAGGCAGCCAAGGGCGUGAUAUGGGAUCCCUCAGCCUUCUCAGUUCAGCGCUUCAUCCGAGAUUUUAUCAACAUACAAAAAGCAUCGGCAGAAGCCUUGCGCAUGCGUAAGAAUAUACUCCAACCAUCCGCAGCUUCCGCGAGACCAUCUGUACAUGUUGAUCCUAACCACCGAAGAACGGCGUUACCAACGACAUUUGACUCACGCCGUAGUGGCUUCAAUAAUCAUGAUCGGUCGGAACACCAAGCAGCUGUGUCCAUUCUUCGAAAGUCCAGGUUCGAACGAACCGGAGACGACAUCAAGCAAUUAUACAGAUAUAUGCGGAGAAUCAAAGCGUUCGCAAAGCUAAGCGACUUUAUUUUGAAUCAAUUAUGUGCUGUCGUACAUUUCCAAGCGUUUGCCAAGGACAGAGCUGUCUUUAGACAAGGUGAAAUCGGAACGGCAUGGUACAUUAUUCUAACUGGUAGUGUCGUGGUUCAAGUCUCUAGCACGUCCCGGAUAGAGGAUAGUGUGCCGGUGACCCGUUUAUAUGCAGGUGAAGGUUUUGGCGACGUGGCGUUAACAAAUGACAGGCCCAGGGGUGCGACGAUCAUUACAGCAGAACCCUGCGAACUGAUAUAUAUUGAAAAAGAAGAUUACAAAGCCUUUUCGUUCAUACACGAGAAAGAAAUCAAGGAGAAGAUGAUGUUUUUGCGUAAAGUUUCGUUAUUCCGAGAUUGGGCUGCUCCAUCAUUGAGAUCUGUUGCGCAAAUCAUGAACUGGAGGAAACAUUUGCCUGGAUCCGUUAUUUUACAAGAAGGUGCUCCAGUGGAUGAGUUUUUUAUUAUUCGCACCGGCAGCUGCACAGUCCAUCGAAACCUUCCCGCCACCGACCUGGCUUCGUCUCACCCUCGUCCGCUUACGGUUCAGGUCGGAAUUGUGCCGACAUUAUCCUACUUUGGGUCAGAGGGUGUCACACAAGACCUCUCCUCCCAGACGCCCGCCAUUUCCCGCUACACUAUCCGUGCCUCCCAUGAGGGCAUCGUGGAAACUGCUGUGAUGACUAUCUACGAUGCACGAACAAACUUUCGGAGUGCGGUCGAAGAUGUUCAAUUCCCCGGUCACAAUGACGACAGCGAACUGAUAAGGUUGUACGAAGAGAAGAUUGCAAAGAAGAAAUGGGACAAGAUGAGGAAGGGGAUCGUGCGAGGUUUGAUCAAAGAGUGGAGUGGGGACCCCACCGCCAGUAACGAUUAUUCAAUCUUGAAGAAUGAGCCAGGAGAGAAACGGGGAAAGACCUGGAGAGUCUAAAGAUUUGCCUCUGGCGGUUCUUGGGGUUGAAGGUUGAACAUAGAGAGCAGUGAUAGUUGUAUAUACGGAUGCAUGUCGAAAUACAUAGGUUAUGCCAUGUGUA
Molecule: messenger RNA, 2580 nt
Organism: Spizellomyces punctatus DAOM BR117
Lineage: Eukaryota; Fungi; Chytridiomycota; Chytridiomycetes; Spizellomycetales; Spizellomycetaceae
Exons: 5
Coding region: 87-2477 (796 amino acids)
Source: RefSeq, a predicted model, not a curated record